UACAAAAUCCUAAUACAAAAGAAGCAUUAACUUGUCCAUCAAGUAACUCACAAACAAGUCCCCCUUCAACUUCAAUAUUCUCUUCCCUUAUCGCAAUUAUUUUUUUUUAAUUCAACAAUGGAAGUACUCUGCACCACCGCCGUAAAAAUUAUACACAUCAGUGACGACGAUGAUGUUAUUCCAAAGCGUAAGCGUAAACGAGCCAAAAUUAUUGAUCCAGUGGAAGAGUAUUCUGAAUCUGUUCGUUCAAAUCGCAGCGGAACGAAAAAAGUAUUAAUUGACAUAUCCGAUGAUGAGAUUGAAAUUUUAUCGAAAACAUCAAACUCUUUCAUGUGUGAGAUUUGUGUCGACGAGAAACCAAUAACUGAAAAUUUUCAAAUUAUGGGUUGUAAUCAUUCUUACUGCAAUCAAUGUACUAUCAAUUACAUAGCCUCAAAGCUCCAACAGAACAUUCCUCGAAUUUCAUGCCCUGUUUCGGGUUGCAAGGGGAAUUACGAACCGUAUUAUUGCAGAUCGAUUUUGCCUAAAGAAGUUUAUGAUAGAUGGGGUGACGCAUUAUGCGAGAUGAUGAUAAUGGAUUCUGAAAAAUCUUAUUGUCCUUACAAAAAUUGCUCUGCCCUUUUGAUCAACGAAAGAAAAGCUUUGGUGAAUAGUAAAUCGAAAUGUCUGGAAUGUAAGAGAUUGUUUUGUGCUAAUUGUAAAGUUCCGUGGCACAAAGGAAUUGUAUGCGAAGAAUUUCAGAAAUUGCAAAAAAACAAUGAAGCGGGAACAGAAGAUAUGUUGCUUAUGAAGCUUGCUAAACGCCGGCGAUGGCAGAGGUGUCCAAAAUGCAGAAUCUAUGUUGCAAGGACUAAAGGUUGCCCUCAUAUGCACUGUAGGUGUGGAUGCUACUUUUGUUACACAUGUGGAGCUGAAUUAAGUCCCAAUCACAAGUGCACAAAUUAAAUUAUGGUACUUGAAUACAUAAGUAUAGUACCUUUUACAUAGAAAGUGUUUCCUAUGAUUGU
Solanum dulcamara is the source of this 1007-nucleotide messenger RNA. RefSeq names its product E3 ubiquitin-protein ligase RSL1-like. The transcript has 2 exons. Lineage: Eukaryota; Viridiplantae; Streptophyta; Magnoliopsida; Solanales; Solanaceae. Gene Ontology annotation, biological process: positive regulation of proteasomal ubiquitin-dependent protein catabolic process; ubiquitin-dependent protein catabolic process; protein polyubiquitination. The record is from RefSeq and is a predicted model, not a curated record. Gene Ontology annotation, molecular function: ubiquitin protein ligase activity; ubiquitin conjugating enzyme binding; zinc ion binding. Bases 118 to 945 code for a protein of 275 amino acids. Gene Ontology annotation, cellular component: cytoplasm; ubiquitin ligase complex.